AUGGUGACACGCGUGCUGAGCGCGUGCAUCGACCGUGCCAUCACGUCGGCCGAGCCCCUCCUCGUGGCAUUCCACCACGUGUCCGCGCUCAGCGAGGAGGCCGCGCCACCCGCAAACCCGGGCGACGCCGAGAGUGCGGUCGUGUUCGUUGACUAUGUGGACCAGCUGCAGGACGCUAUCGAGGAAGUGGUGGCGCACGACGAAGAGGCCUUCCGGAGGUUGGAGGAGGCGGUCAAUUUCCUAGGCACCAUGGGAGGCAUGGCCGGGUAUGAGCUGGGCACUGACGACGAGGUGGACACCACCGCAAGGAUGGCUAAGACGCUCACCGGCAAUGAUUGCUUGGACAUUUGCCUUGACAUCUAUGUCACGACAAGGUAUAGGAGAGCGACCAAGGUGAUGAUGUGGCUCAACCAGGCGUACCUCAAGUCGUACACCCCGGAGGAGAUCGACACCAUGGAGUGGGAGUCGAUGGAGUCAGCCAUGGCGCUAUGGAGCCCGCAUUUCCACAGGGCUAUUGCCUCCAUGCUCACCGCGGAGCGCCAGCUCUACGCGCGCGUGCUUGUGCCCCUACCACAACUGGUCUGGCCUGAGUGCUUCACCAAGAUUGCCGCCCGCAACAUCAUGGUGUUCUUCUGCUUCGUGGAUGGCAUGGCCAUCGCGGCGCGCGAGCCACAGAGUCUAUUCAAGCAGCUCGACAUGCUCAAGGUGACGGCGAGCGUGCUAGAGGCGCUGCACUAG
Molecule: messenger RNA, 738 nt
Organism: Miscanthus lutarioriparius
Lineage: Eukaryota; Viridiplantae; Streptophyta; Magnoliopsida; Poales; Poaceae
Source: the annotation of a GenBank genome assembly